Molecule: messenger RNA, 354 nt
Organism: Helobdella robusta
Lineage: Eukaryota; Metazoa; Annelida; Clitellata; Rhynchobdellida; Glossiphoniidae
Exons: 5
Coding region: 1-354 (117 amino acids)
Source: RefSeq, a predicted model, not a curated record
AUGAAAAUCAGAUCAGGCAUUCUGCCUCGCUUGAGGUUGAAGCUUCCAGAGGAGUUCAUCGUGGACGAUCAGAAUGGUUGUGAAGUUACGCUACGUUCGUUCAUUCAGUGGCAAAGAAUGCACGCCUGGCUAGGGUUGAAGCUUCCAGAGGAAUUCAUCAUGGAAGAUCUUUCUGAUGAGAAUCUACUCUUUCUCUAUCUUUCUCCAUCAACACGGGCUGUGUUUCAACAAAAAUCUCGAGGAGGACUGGCAGCAGUUUUGGAGGACAACGUAGGAACCGGACCGCAUUCAACAUUCUGCCUUUGUCGAAUGGACGACGGGGGAUUGGAGUGGAUUGCUACCUUAGUAAGAUAA